CGGCAUACAUGGGAGACGCGUUACACGUGUUCUGGACCACACGACAGGGGCUAUCUUGAUGAUUUACGAGGGGUACAGAAAGUCCACCACCAUGGAUGUCUAAAAUGGCUUGAAAUAUGCCCUAACGCAUGUCAAUGUGACUCGAAAUGAAAAGAUAUCAUUAACGGCUGAUUGCUUCUGCUGAAUAGAUGACGACCAACAGUUACGUGUAGUGUUUGAUGAGGCGGUGUGUUACGUACUGUUGAAUGUAAACAUAGAGAGAGAGGGUUAAAGUAACGAGUGUUUGUGUCCGCGUUUACCCAACUGUGACCCUUCAAGCCAGCUCUCUAGUUCUGAAUACACGGCAAAUGGCGCGCGGAAACGUGCCAUACAAGACAAAGAAAAGAGUACGUCGCGUGGAUACAUGCACAUGUGGGAUACUGACAUCAAGCACGUGAUCUUCGGUGAUGUUUACAUUUUUCAGUCUUUUGUGUGAUACAGUGAAUGCUAUUUUUUACCGGACGAAGUGACCCUUGAUGCCUACACGUGGACUGCCGAUCGGCAAAGGUGUUUAACAAGUGUCACAUCUCAAGGAAUCUGCCCGGAGGUGGAAGAAUACAUGCAUAAACUAAGAAGAACUGCUGUCGACACGAGACUAAUAACACAUGAACUUGUAGUUGGUUCACGAGAGGAUAAUAUAGAGUGAUUUUCUUUUAGCGAUGGUGUACGAGACAGUUUGCGACGGCAUCGAUUUGGACUUUGUCGAGGAAACCGGAAGUGACGGAGAAGAGGAAUGGCUUCAUUCCACCCGAGUGAAGUACUUUACAAAUGAACUGUCAUUUAGGGGCCGUCUCAAAAGGUUAUUUUUACGAAAACCGGAAACACGUCUUGGAAGCCGAAUAGUUGACCUUGUUCUGAAAGUCAUCUUGUGCCUACUUUAUGUCGUUAGAGUUGAGUUAGAUGACCAUCUGGAGUAUCAGUGCUAUGGAUACAGCUGCUCAGAAAGAAAUCUCACACUUCCUGUCGACAAUGACAAGAUGGUGUAUUCAUCGAACGCGAUCAACUGGUAUGUGUUGAUCUGGGUUCGACGUUCACUAGUCUUAUGGAUAAUCCAAGUUCUUCUCUCCUUCAUGACAUUUUUGAAGGGAUUAUUGGAUAUAUACAUUGGAUCAAAGGGCACCUGUUUGCAGAAACUAACUCAUGAUGGGUUUAUACUGGAUCUCAUAUGUGCAGUACCUUUCCUUGUUACAGUUGCGUACCCACCACUGCUUAGCAACAUCUUUAUUCCUUGUUUUCUCAACUGUUGGCUUGUCCGGAGAUCCCUUCAGAAACUCCUGAAUGACCUCCACUUAACGAGACAAAGAUUCCAGACAAUAUCAGUAACUCUGUCACAACAACUCUUGGUACUUCUUGUCACGCUUUGGUGCCUCAUAUUCACCACGAUAUGUGGGAUACAACAUAUACAGAGAGGAAGCAAUGGCCACCAGUUGUCCAUGUUCGAGGCCAUGUACUUUGUAAUCGUGACAUUCAGCACAGUUGGGUAUGGUGAUAUUUCCCCAGAUACCUGGCUCGGUCAGCUGUUCAUGACCUUCAUGAUAUGUUUGGCCUUCGCCUUCAUACCCAGACAGGUUGAAGGCAUAACGUCUACGUUAAAAGAAAGGAAGAAAAUUGGUGGAGAAUACAGUCAGCGACACUCAGCAGGACACAGACAUGUGGUUGUCUGCGCAACCAAUCUUACAGCUGAAAGCAUUAUGGAUUUUCUUAUCGAAUUUUAUGCCCACCCAAAACUUGAGGAUCACAUCGUGGUGUUACUGAGCUCCGAGGAAAGAGAUACCAGUCUCCAGAUGAUAUUAAAGGAUCCGAAAUGGGCCCAUCGUGUUAUAUACAUGAGGGGUUCGGCUUUAAAGGACAUUGACCUGAAGCGAUGCAGGAUACACGAGGCUGAUGGUUGUUUUAUCCUUACACCGACGGCUUGUAACGACAGGGAUGAAGCGGAUCAACACACCAUUUUGCGAUCGUGGGCUGUUAAAGAUUUUGCACCAAAAUGUAGACAAUACAUUCAACUAUUCAAAACGGAGAAUAAGAUCCAUGUCAAAUUUGCUGAACAUGUGGUUUGUGAGGACGAAUUUAAGUAUGCUCUGUUGGCCAAUAACUGUCUGUAUCCUGGAAUGUCCACACUGGUUACGCUGUUGCUUCAUACAUCUACGGGGGAGGCUGGGCAUAUUGGACAGGAACCAUGGCAACAGGUGUAUGGGCGUCACUCCAGAAAUGCUGUUUAUCAUAUACAGUUAUGCAAAAGCAUGUUUUUUCGUGGUUACAGUGGACAGAGUUUCACUUGCGCCUCGGCGAAUGCCCAUAAACGGUUUGGAGUUUGUCUCGUUGCCGUUUUAGAUAUCACCAAACCGGAUCCUCGGCUGCAGCUGAAUCCUGGAGCCGACUACAAACUAAAGGAUUCGGAUUAUUGCUUCUAUAUAGCAGAGUUUAAAGAGGAAUAUGCUAAGAUAUGUUCAGAAGCAAAAACCGAUCAGAAACAAACAGGAAAUGAACCAAGCAAAAAUCUAGAUCAAAUAUCGGAACUCCUAGAAAAAUUAUUACAGCAGGAUCUGAGUUCACCACAAGACGAACAGGAGGAAAGUGUAUUCAACAAUACUAUCACUUGUCAGUGGGGUCUGGAGAUUGCACGGCGUAUGCGUACGAAAGCACCGGAACCCCGAGCAUCAGAAAGUGACCUUGACGAUAAUGUGGUUGACACGGAAGUGGACACCCACGGUCAGACAGAUCCAGCCGUACCUAAAGUCCUACAACUGUAUGAAGAUAUGGGACAAGAAAGUAUUAUGACGGGCCCGCCACCGCCUACACUCUAUGCCAGUAAACAGAAAACACUGUGUCACGUGAUGAAAUCCCCAAGACCCGUAUGUUGUUUGGAAUGGGGCACGGACUGCGAACAUUGUACAUACAAGAAUGCACGUGAUAGUAGAUGGACCAAUCAGCUGAUUAUAUUGGCAGCAGAACACGCGUGCGUUGGCAUCCACAACUUUAUCGUUCCUCUGAGAUCACACUUCAUCAGUAUGAACUCCCUCAGUCCGAUAAUCCUACUACUGAAUGAUAGGCCGACAAAUCUAUUUUUGGAAACAAUCGGACAUUUCCCCCUGGUCUACUGGAUUCAAGGAAAGAUAACAAGCAUUGACGAUCUGAUCUUAGCCGGAAUUCACAAAGUCAGCCAUCUUGUGAUCGUAAACCAUGAGUCAAAAUCAAAAGAAAUGGAGAAAACAAUGGUGGAUUCAGAAUCUGUGGUAGCAGUACAAACAAUUCUGAAACUUUUCCCGAAUACUAACAUCAUUACGGAACUCAGCCAGGCUUCUAACAUCCGCUUCAUGCAAUUUCAAGCCAACAAUGAGUAUACUCGACAGGUGUCAAAACUUGAAAGGAAACUGAAAGAAAGGAUGAGUUCGACACUUUCCCACAUAUUCCGACUUCCCUUUGCUGCAGGACAGGUAUUCAGUGCCAGCAUGCUCGAUAGCCUUUUAUAUCAGACGUUCGUUAAAGGCUACCUCAUCACGUUUGUACGGCUGUUGCUUGGAAUAGAUGCAGAGGAUAAUUCAGGUCAUUUAUCAAGUAUUCGUGUUAAAAACAUGACACUUGUACGGUACCGGACAUUUGAAGAACUAUACCAGGGAAUGGCAACCACAACAGGGGAAAUCCCUAUUGCUAUUUAUAGGACUGAGAAUUCUAUACCGGAUACAUCGGGAGAAGACGGAACAGUUAACAACAACCAAGAUGGAAAACGGAAUGGACUUACUGAAUCACACAGCCGCCCGUCUCUGCCGAAAGGCCCCUUCAUGGGCAACCACAUGCAGAAUAGCGACAUGUGCGAUCUUGUGAGGAAUCGUUUACAAAGUCUCGGCAUGGACGCAGAUGAUUAUGCCGAAGAGGUAACAAAAGAUGAUGAAAUUUCAUACGUUAUACUUAACCCAACGCCAAAGAGAAAAUUGAGAGUUGGAGAUAUUGUGUAUGUUGUUCAACCGAGUAGUAUGGCUGCGAUACCUCACAAACAACGAUGGAAUCGGACCAGAUCUGUGAGAAUAAGAAAUAAGGAAACCAAUGGAAACAACAGAUCUCCAAGAUCAACACCACCUAUUUCAACAUCCCCUCGAUCAACGUCUCCAACAUCUUCAUCACCAGGGUCAUCAUCUCCAAAAACCGAAAAAGAACAUUCCCCUCGAGUGAACUUCUUAACGCCGACGUUAAGUCCAGAACAGGACAGAAAUGGCAGAUUCACUGUAGUGCCGUCAUCCUAACAACCUAAUCAACGGAAAAGACACUAGGUGUGCGAUGGAAGUUCACUGGGUGUCCGUGUUUGAACGAUCUGGGUGUCUCAUUAAAACACUUGGUGUCUGGUGGAAAUACAGCAGGUGUCUGAUUGAAACACAGCAGGUGUCUGAUUGAAAUACACUAGGUGUCUGGUGGAAAUACACUAGGUGUCUGAUUGAAAUACAGCAGGUGUCUGAUUGAAAUACACUGGUGUCUGAUUGAUAUACACUGAGUGUCUGAAAAAAUAAACUAUAUGUCUGAUGGAAAGACAAUGGGUGUCUGAUGGAAAAGGCAUGUGUAUCUGUUGGAAAGACACUGGUUGUCUGAUUGAACUACAUUGGGUUUCUGAUGGAAUUACGUUUGGUUUCUGAUGGAACUACAUUGGGUGUCCUAUGGAAAUGCUUUGGGUAUCUGAUGGAACUACAUUGGGUUUUUGAUGGAACUACAUUAUGUGUCUAAUGGAAAGACACUAGUUGUCUGAUGGAAAUACAUUGAGUGUCUGAUUGAAAGACAAUGGGUGUCUGUUGUAAGAUACUGGCUGUUUAUCCCUGCUGCUUAAAGAAGUGUUUUGAUGCCGAAGGUUUGGUAAUGAAUAUCCAUUUCUAAGUGACAAAUGUGCUGUGGUAUGAAGCAAACUAUUAAAGUAUCAAUGGAAAUUCAUUUUUUAAAUCAUGUAUUAAUGGACAUUAACUUCGAUGUCUGAGUUGUGCUAGGAUAUGAAUUUAGGAUUUGCAUAUGAACGAGUAUUCAUUUCUUAAUCACAACUAUGUUUUGACCUAAUUAAAAACAAUUGAUGUAUAUUUAUUAAUGUAUAUUCAUUUUACUUUUAUUGAUGUGAGGAAGGUGAUUGGCGAAUAUUAUGAUAAUUCCUCAUAUUCGUAAUAAUUAUUGUGUCUUAAAAAGUACGUAUUGUUCAGGUAAAUCACCUUGCGUAACAGGAUACUACAUGACCCUAUUUAAUAAGUCAUUAUAUUAAAGGAUGUAAAUGAAAAUCAGGGACGUUGUAAAAUCGGUACUAGUCACAUGUGACAUAAGGAUAAACAUGUACAUUUUGUAUAUUGCGUUCAUUUCUGGAAUAGCAUUCCUGAAUAGCGCUCAUUUGUAUGUUUUCGAGUUUACCGUUUUGGUGGAGUGUAGAUGGAUUCGUAGUCUGAAUAAACAUUAUCAAUUUUCUCAAUACCGAGCUGCUCCUACAUAUAUAGAUGAGAAUAAGUAUUUUAAUUUCGCCACUACCAUUUUUAGACGUCAUUUGCGUCUAUCGUCUUCCAAAAUGAAUAAAAAUAAAUGGUCAGUGAGCGAUAGUACAUUAUAAAUCUCGACAGAGAUAACCUUAUUUUAAUGUGUCUAUUGGUAUAACUUAUCGACAUGUGUUUAUGACAUGUGCAGACGUUCAUUGCGCAUCUGCUGAUUUAUACAAGUGUCUUCCCUUUCUGUAAUGUGUCUUCCCGAUGUGAAACAUCGACUCGUUGGAUAUCUUAAUUUAGGAUUGAUUAUCUGAACGAAGGUAGUAGUUUUUGUUAUGUCACGUGACUACUCUUAUGAAGUUAACGGCAAGUUAGUGAGUUCUUUACAUUUUUUAUUGUUGUUUAUAUUGUGAAUGUUAUGUCGCUUUCAUUUUAGUACGUUUAAAACACGCCAAUAUGUACAUGUUAUUAGGUUUGGCUUUUGCUCCGUUUCUUGUUUCUUCCACUUUCUUCCGCCGACGAGGUUUCGACAUGUUUCACGAAAACUGGAGGGCGGAAUUCAAGGAAACUUUGCAUGAAUGUCUUGUAUGACCGGCCGUGCGCAAGAAUAGUUUCGUUUUUCGAUCGGUCAACUGACCGGUCAGCCAGACCGAGAUCUGAUUAGUCGAACUUAAGAUAUUGCCUGAAUGUGAUGAACUUUGGUAUAUAUGUGUAGUAUGACACUUCAAACAUUUGCGAUAUCAAUAAGUACAAUAAGAACUUGUUGACUAACGUUUUCAUAAAAGUUUGUUUCUCUAACAUGUUAAUUAUUCCUAAAUAUCCUGAUCUAUUUCCAAUAUCAAACAUUCCAUUUUAUAUGUACCCAUUUAUUUGCGUUUCAGUGCGCACGCCAGUUCCGUACGGUCUCGUUUCAAGUAUUCUUACACAGUAUCGUUAAUUUAUAAAAAUAGUUAAUUAACUGUUGUUUUAAGCAGUUUAACUCAAGUUCAGUUUGAAACACAUCUGCUAAUUUUAGUAGUUGGCCUGUUUGCUGUAAAUGCUAACUAAGCAAAAUUUAACAUCGACGAACUAGUUCUGACUUUGACAUUCUCAGCAUUAUCAGCCCCGCGAAAUUGUUUUAAAAAAAACGUAAAUUCUUGUGUUUUACAGAGUCUGCAUUCAGGCUAAGGUAAACCAUCCUUCCGACAGAUCUUUCGGUUAAUGGUUGUUUUCCAGAAAGUCAUUAAUGGAAAGACACUUGGUAAACCUGAAAGGUUCAUAUGGAAGUCAUGGUAUUUCUUCAAUUGAUUGAUGUCUUAUUGUGGUUAGUUACCUCCGCUCCGUCUGAUUGCAGUGUUAGAUAGUAGACUGUUUUACUGUAUUACUUUUCUUUUAUUGUUCCAUAUCAGGCACGGAAACUGUGAAUACAUAAACAAUUGAAUUGGAUUAUGUAAAACAUUUUAAUUUGUAUCGUAUUGUUAAGACCCUUUCAGUUAUUAUUUUUAACAUUGAUAUUGUGUUCCCCAAUAUGACGGCAUCGAGGGUGUCCACAAUAAAGAUGGCAUCGUCUGUAUAUAGCUUCUCCUGUUUACCUAUGUUACGCUUUCUUAUUCAAAUUGUCUCUUUAAAGAGUUUCGCUCUCAAUAUAUUUUUUUCACAACAAGAUUAUAGAUACAGUGCAGCAAAAUCGCAUAAAGCAUUCUUCUUGUGUCUUCAGGACAAAACAAAACAAACUGAAUAUUAUAAAGACGAUUUCGAAAAAUCAAAGCUGGUCAAUAUCAUCCUUUCGUUGAACAUAUAGCAUCCGUUGAUAUUUCCGUAGCAGUUUGAAGGUUAGUAACCUCAUCACAGAGAAAGUACAUGUAGCGAGUCCCGAUUCUUUGAUUCUUUAAGCACAAGCAUAAAGAAAGCAUGUUAUAUAGAGGGCAGAACGCUACGAUUACUUUUUGUUUAAAUUUUAAGUGGCUGUUAUGAUAUUUACUGAUUAUGAGAUUUAUUGUUUUGAAAUAAGAAUCUAUUUAUUAUUUCAUUAGUAAUAGCAGAUUAUAAAAAUGCCAUUUUAAACUUGCCACCGCCGUUUUAUACAAAUCAAAUCAAUUGAAAUUGCCUUGAUUGUUAUGGUUUUUAGGAAACACGAAGUUUUUUGAAACAAUCAUAUUUUAAUAGGAUAAAUACAUACAUUUUCUCUUUAAAUACAUUUAAUUCUUUAACUUAGCUCUAAUACAAGGGCAAUGAUCACUUCCUUAAGCCUAUGUUUUAACACUCAUAUAUAUCGAGAGAAAACGAAAUAAAUACUGAAACAUAUCUAUGCAAAUUACCAUGUAUUUCUUUAUAUUGCAUUGUUUUUUACCAUUUAAACCAUUUGAUAUGAGAUUGUUGUUAUUCUGUCAAUAUUUGACGUUUUCCUAUUUCCCAUGUUGUUAUGUAUAACUGUCAUUAAAUGAUUGUUGUUGUUUUUUGUAUGAUUUGAUGGCCAAAAUAAUGAAUAAAAGUUUGUUCGAGGAAUAUUUUA
Pecten maximus is the source of this 7965-nucleotide messenger RNA. RefSeq names its product potassium channel subfamily T member 2-like. Lineage: Eukaryota; Metazoa; Mollusca; Bivalvia; Pectinida; Pectinidae. Gene Ontology annotation, cellular component: membrane. The coding region runs from base 699 to 4277 and encodes 1192 amino acids. Gene Ontology annotation, biological process: potassium ion transport. The record is from RefSeq and is a predicted model, not a curated record. Gene Ontology annotation, molecular function: intracellular sodium-activated potassium channel activity. The transcript has 31 exons.